GAAGUGAGUAGCGAAGAAAUGGAGCGUGAAUUUUGGCAAAGUGUAAUCGAUACUGAGAAUACAGUGGUAGUGAAAUAUGGUGCCGAUCUUGCAGUUAAUGAAGUCGGUAGUGGUUUUCCAAUAAAGGGAUAUGAUUUUGGAGGAGAAAUGGAUUCCAAAGAAUAUCAGUUUUAUGCAGAUCAUCCAUGGAACCUUAACAAUCUUCCAGUAAUGAAAGAUUCAGUUCUCAGUCAUAUGGAAACUGGAAUAUCGGGUGCUUUUUUUUCCCUUUAUAUUCGUAUGAUGGUACCAUGGGUCUACGUAGGGAUGUGUCUUAGUGCUUUUUGUUGGCAUACUGAAGAUCACUGGACAUAUAGCGUUAAUUAUUUGCACUGGGGUGAGCGUAAAAUUUGGUAUGGGGUUUCUGGAGAAGAAGGAAAAAAAUUUGACGAGGUCAUGAUGGAACUUGCUCCAUAUUUGUUUGAAAAUCAGCCUGAUGUUCUUCACCAUAUGACAACUACAAUCAAUCCAAGCAUUUUAAUGGAAAAGGGAAUUAAUGUCUACACAGUUCACCAGGAACCAGGUGAUUUUGUUGUAACGUUUCCUCGUUCUUAUCAUGCAGGAUAUAAUGAAGGGCUAAAUUUUGCGGAAGCUGUUAAUUUUGCUCCAGCAGACUGGGUAAGAUUAACAUAA
This is a messenger RNA of Thelazia callipaeda (thelaziosis nematode), 672 nucleotides long. The record is from the annotation of a GenBank genome assembly. Lineage: Eukaryota; Metazoa; Nematoda; Chromadorea; Rhabditida; Thelaziidae.